Messenger RNA from Peromyscus leucopus (white-footed mouse), 3966 nucleotides. It is a transcript of the gene Appl1, whose product is annotated as adaptor protein, phosphotyrosine interacting with PH domain and leucine zipper 1. Gene Ontology annotation, cellular component: cytoplasm; endosome membrane. The record is from RefSeq and is a predicted model, not a curated record. Gene Ontology annotation, molecular function: identical protein binding. NCBI's taxonomy places the organism in Eukaryota, Metazoa, Chordata, Mammalia, Rodentia, Cricetidae. Bases 128 to 2254 code for a protein of 708 amino acids. Gene Ontology annotation, biological process: signaling. The transcript has 22 exons.
GGAGAGCCGGGUUGGGGCGGCGGCGGCGCCUUCGAGAGGGCGGGCCGGGUCAGCUGCUGCAGGCGGGGCGGUGCGUGGAGCUGUGGGCGGCUGCUGAGUGUCCUGCCGCCGCCCAGCCUUCGCCACGAUGCCGGGGAUCGACAAGCUGCCCAUUGAAGAGACGCUGGAAGACAGUCCGCAGACAAGAUCUUUACUGGGUGUAUUUGAAGAAGAUGCUACUGCUAUUUCCAAUUAUAUGAACCAAUUAUACCAAGCUAUGCACCGGAUUUAUGAUGCACAGAAUGAACUAAGUGCAGCAACACACCUGACAUCGAAACUUCUAAAAGAAUAUGAAAAGCAGCGUUUUCCUUUGGGGGGUGAUGAUGAAGUUAUGAGCUCUACUUUACAGCAGUUUUCAAAGGUUAUAGAUGAGCUUAGUUCUUGUCAUGCGGUACUUUCAACUCAACUUGCCGAUGCCAUGAUGUUCCCCAUUUCCCAGUUUAAAGAAAGAGAUCUGAAAGAAAUACUGACACUAAAAGAGGUAUUUCAGAUUGCUAGUAAUGAUCAUGAUGCUGCAAUUAACAGAUACAGUCGAUUGUCAAAAAAGAGAGAAAAUGACAAGGUAAAGUACGAAGUAACAGAGGAUGUGUAUACUUCCAGGAAGAAACAACAUCAGACCAUGAUGCAUUAUUUUUGUGCAUUAAAUACUCUUCAGUACAAGAAGAAAAUAGCUUUGUUAGAACCUCUACUUGGAUACAUGCAGGCUCAGAUAAGUUUCUUUAAGAUGGGCUCUGAAAAUCUCAAUGGACAACUGGAAGAAUUUUUAGCUAAUAUUGGAACAAGUGUACAGAAUGUUCGAAGGGAAAUGGAUGGUGAUGUAGAGACCAUGCAACAGACAAUAGAAGACUUGGAAGUGGCCAGUGAUCCUUUAUAUGUGCCUGACCCAGAUCCUACCAAGUUUCCUGUCAAUCGAAAUUUAACCCGAAAGGCUGGAUACCUAAAUGCUAGGAAUAAAACAGGCUUGGUGUCAUCUACCUGGGAUAGACAGUUCUACUUCACGCAGGGUGGAAACUUAAUGAGUCAAGCCCGUGGAGAUGUGGCAGGAGGCCUGGCCAUGGAUAUAGACAACUGUUCAGUGAUGGCUGUGGAUUGUGAAGACAGGCGAUACUGUUUUCAGAUCACUUCUUUUGAUGGAAAAAAAUCUUCAAUUUUGCAAGCAGAGAGUAAAAAGGACCAUGAAGAGUGGAUUUGUACAAUAAACAACAUAUCUAAACAAAUAUACUUGAGUGAAAAUCCAGAGGAAACUGCUGCACGAGUAAAUCAGUCUGCUCUGGAAGCUGUCACUCCUUCCCCAUCUUUCCAGCAGAGACAUGAGAGCCUUCGUCCAGCAGGACAAUCUCGGCCACCAACGGCUCGAACCAGCAGUUCAGGAUCCUUGGGAUCAGAGUCCACCAAUUUGGCCUCCCUUUCUCUCGAUUCUCUUGUUGCCCCAGAUACUCCAAUACAGUUUGAUAUAAUUUCUCCUGUGUGUGAAGAUCAGCCUGGCCAGGGAAAAGCCUUUGGCCAAGGAGGCAGGCGUACAAAUCCAUUUGGAGAAUCUGGAGGAAGCACAAAAUCAGAAACUGAAGAUUCUAUUCUCCAUCAGUUAUUUAUUGUCCGAUUCCUUGGUUCUAUGGAGGUAAAGUCAGAUGACCAUCCAGAUGUCGUUUAUGAAACAAUGCGCCAGAUAUUAGCUGCUCGGGCCAUCCAUAACAUCUUUCGUAUGACAGAAUCACAUUUAUUAGUCACAUGCGACUGUUUGAAGUUAAUUGAUCCACAGACCCAAGUAACAAGGCUCACAUUUCCAUUACCGUGUGUAGUUUUGUAUGCUACACACCAGGAAAAUAAACGACUCUUUGGAUUUGUUCUCCGGACGUCAGGCGGAAGAAGUGAAAGUAGUUUGUCGUCAGUCUGCUAUAUAUUUGAAUCAAACAAUGAGGGGGAGAAGAUUUGUGAUUCUGUUGGAUUGGCAAAACAGAUAGCACUGCAUGCUGAACUGGAUCGUAGGGCAUCAGAAAAACAAAAAGAAAUAGAGAGAGUAAAAGAGAAACAACAGAAAGAACUCAGCAAACAAAAACAGAUUGAGAAGGACUUGGAAGAGCAGAGUCGGUUGAUAGCUGCUUCCAGUAGACCAAACCAGACUGGUAGUGAGGGCCAGGUUGUUGUCCUUAGCAGUAGCCAAUCAGAGGAGAGUGAUUUGGGAGAAGAAGGGAAAAAAAGAGAAUCGGAAGCAUAAACUUGUUUUUGCUUUUUGAUUGAUUUCCCCUUCCCCUGGAAUGUGGCACAAGGUAACCAUGUUGAAAGAUCAAGGAGGAGACUAAGCUUUAUAUUUGCUUGUUUCAGCUUCAUUUACAAAAGACUAAGCAUGAUAACAGGUUAUAUUGAGCAUAUCCUUAAAAAUAAAAUACUGCGCAUUAUCAUCAAAUUCCGCCUACCUAAAUAAGACCUGCUUACUUCCUGUAGUAGAUUGCUGAGGAAUCACAUUUGCUCAAGAUAUUUUUCUUUCAAAUUGUGAACACUUUUUAUCCUGCAUUGUAAUUGGCUGUCUCUAUAAGAAAUUAUUUAUUCUUCAGAUUCUGACAUUCGUGUGUGUGCUCUCUCCCUUUCUGUAGGAAUAUCUUGUUGGUAGUGAGAGAGUGUUCAGCCGAAUGAGCUUAAAAUCCGUUCUGUGGAGCAUUCUACAAGUUUGCAAAUAUUCUAACAAUAUUAAGUAUGCAGUAGGAUUUGUAUGAAAUCACAGAACAGUGGCAGAUGGUGCUGUUGAUUUCAGGGCAUUUUCUGGUCUUGCCCCCGUCUCUGAUGUACUCUAUCAUGGCAGUAGGAAAGAGACUCAAGUAUCUUGUUGGUGUUGACACAGUCCUUGGUAUUUGUCACUGUCUUCUCAGUUCUCAGGUUGGGACUUUCAUUAUUGCUGCAGAGCAGUGAGGGUUAGAGUUUAUUGAAAGAUUUUGUUGUUGUUGUUCAAACAUUUUAUACAAGAAUUGACAUGUAAAGGGAGUGUUGUAGAGUGAUACAUUGUAUUUUCUGUAUUGUGAAAUAAUUUUUAUUAAUAAUAAGUGACAUCUCAAAAGAUGUUCUAUAACAAUUAUGUUUACUGCUUAGAAUAAAAAUGUGCAGUUUGGUUUAGAGAACAUAAUCUUUUAAAUUUCAGACUGAUAAUCCCAGUAUUUUCAUAAUCCCACAUUUUGAUAAUGAAUUGAAUUGCCACUUUAUAUCCACAAAGGCAAAUAACUAAUUUAUGAGUAUAGAAUAAUUUGUACUAAUUAUUGUAAAUACUUUUACUUUUCAAAUGAGUCACAGGUCUAAUUCCGUGAAAGACUGAAAAGGAAUUGAACUCCUCAUAUAGUAUAGGACCAAGGAAGGAGUUAACUUGCUACCAAGGUUGACAUGUCCCUGCAGUUUAUCUUCUGUCAAAACUCUUUCUUCACUCAGAUUUUAAUCUGUUUGUAGAUUUUGUUUUCAUGUGUUCUACAUGGAAAAGUGUAUAUAUACAUAUGUAUAAGGUUAAAUAUAUUGACUAAAGUAUUUUACAUAGUCAUACAUUUAUAGAUUUUCAAGAGGUUAACCAUCAAUUUCACAAGUAAUUUCCUCUUAGUUCUGUAUUAGAAGUGGCUUCUGUUUUAGGUAUCAGAAUAUAGCUCAGAUUCACACUCAUUAAGAACAGUUUUCUGUAGUAAUGAGAUAACAUAUACAUACAAAUCUAUAUAUGUGUAUAUAUAUAUAUGAUCAUGAUAUUGUUUUUAUCCAUGUGCCAAAUGGAAGUAAUGGUUAUUUAAUACACUUUAAAGUCUUAUAUUGCCUAAACAUACAGUUAAUUAGCAGCAAUUUAUGGAGUACAUUUGGCUAAAAGUAUAUUUUGUACUUACUAAAGGGAAUGCUUUCACAUUAGUGUUUCCUUCUUGUUAACCUAGAAAUUGCUGUGGUCAGUACUUGAUUAGUUGUGGCAAG